This is a messenger RNA of Glarea lozoyensis ATCC 20868, 2883 nucleotides long. RefSeq names its product SH3-domain-containing protein. Gene Ontology annotation, molecular function: protein binding. NCBI's taxonomy places the organism in Eukaryota, Fungi, Ascomycota, Leotiomycetes, Helotiales, Helotiaceae. The transcript is spliced from 5 exons. Bases 1 to 2883 code for a protein of 960 amino acids. The record is from RefSeq and is a predicted model, not a curated record.
AUGGCCACUCAUGUUGUUGCUCCCGUGAAGAAUAUCCUCAAAUCACUGGAGGUAGGAAUCAAGCUGGCAAAGAGAACCGCGAGGGCCGCAGAUCUAGCUUCUCGAGAUCAGGCUUUGCAGAUAUUUGAAUCCGCUAGAUCGUUACAAAGUUCAUUGGAGCGGACCUCAAGAGCCAUAUGUGAUGCCUACGAACAGAGCGCCGAAGUAUGUGGAGAGCCUUUUGCCCGAGCCCUCCUCGAAAACAGAUCAAUACAAGCUCAAUUUAAAGAACUGCGUCUCGAUCUAAUUGAUCAACUUGAUAGGUGUCAGGACUUCGACGAGGAGCCAGACUCCUUCGAACCGAAUGCAUUUACGAGUCUCGACCAGGAAGCCCAAAGGUGUCGAGACGGGUGUCUGGGCAUGUUCUCAGAACUACGCGAUCAAUACUUCCAUAACCUACAGUAUCAACAGCCAGGAUUCAACACGGUGGAAGAUGUUCACAGGCAGCAAAAUAUGAAGCAGGAGACGUAUGGGCAUUCGAGGGGACAUUUUCCAUUCACACCUGAUGAUAUAGCGCAUUCUCGAGCUGGUGCUAAAUCCGCAAACUAUAUUGGAAACUCGCGUGUCGAAUUGGAAUCUCCAGUCACGCCAAAUCUGUACAUUGCGCCGCUGAUGCUUAAAAACACUUGGGCCGUUAGCAAUUCGUCGUAUGGAGUUUCUCCGAUGCAUCAAAUACCCCCCACACAGUUAUCGAGGACCACGUUCCCAAUAGCAGACGCAAAACCAUUGCCUUUGAUACCAAGAGAAAUUGAGCAAUCGCCAACCAAUUCAGAUGAUUGGUUUUGGGAAAAGACGCAGCAGGUACAGAUCUUGCCCCAGGAUGAAACAAAAGAGCUCUCAUCCUUUUCGCCGACUUCUAUCUAUUCGAAAGGUUCCAUGUUUUCUCCUGCUACUCCAUCCACCAUGUAUACGCUUAUCGAGAGCCGAUUAAGCGAUGAACAUCGUAUUAGUGAUGCGUUCAGCGAUGAUAGUAUUCCGGGCUAUUCUCUAACCUCAAGCAGAGCACAUUCACGGCUUUCAAGGAGUAGCUCAAGUGGGUAUGACUCUUUAGCGACAAGCCAGCUUAGUCAAGUCCAGUCUCCCGAGAGCACCCAAAGCCCGACGACGAGAUCCAUUCAGCUUGAUCGAUUUAUUCAUAGUCAAGACAAUCAUGCUUCUAUCUCUCACAAAAGUCUGCCUUCUAGCCCACCACCUAAUGGCUGGAUUUCGGAUAAUAUUGAUCGUUGGGCGACACCGACAGAGCCUCCUCCGUAUAAACGUCAGAGCUAUGACCCCGUCGCUUCAUCUGUGGAUUUUCCGAGAACCGGUCCCUUCGAGGACAAUGAUCGCAAAAUAGAAGUUAUCAGUGGACGAAUGCCGAAAGCGAUGCCUCCACUGCAUGAAAUCAAUACACGCGAGAAUUGGCCCUCGUCUGAACACAUGAAGCCGCCGGAGACGCCUCAGGAUGCUCGCCGAACGUCGGAGAAUAUUGAACACUGGGGGCCUCCAGCGACAAGGACAAGAUCUCUUGGUCUUGGGGCUGAAAUAGAGUCUGGACUCGAGGUUGUGGUGGACAUAGAUCGUGACAACGAGAAGAUGGUUGUAUCACAGGAAGAAGAUAUGCCUGCAUUUGUCCUACCAACAUCUACGGCAUCUACCAAGUUGAUGGACUGCCCCAUUACCCAAGAUGCUUCAUUCUAUCGGUUUGGCGGUUUCUGUGACGGCGCUCAAUUGAUGAUCAGAGGCGAAACAGGGUUCAAGGUCGUGAAACGGCCGUCGGGACAUUAUAGCGCGACGGUCUCUGCGCGUUGUGUGAAAUGUUCUUACGAAGUAGGAUGGAACGAUGUGGAGAAGGACAGGUUAAUUUCGCGUGACGGUAUAUACGGGAACAGCGGAAUAAGGUGGCGACAAAAGUUCAUCUCAAAAUGCCACAUCAAAACAGGCUCCAUUGAGGAACCGAUGUAUGCUUGUAUAUUCUGUAUCGAGGAACAUCAAACCGUAGAAGAUCACGACGCAACUGUUUUCUUUUCGGUCUCCCAGUUAUUCCGUCAUCUGGCAAAACAUCCCCGUCCGCUGCCAAAUGUCCAAGGUAUUACUACUAUCUAUGGAAAACAAUCACCCGACGUUGUUGACUUUGAUAUACAUUUCACGAUGGCGGAUCCUCUGUUUCCAAAAUUCAGUAUGUCUGAAAUCACGACACAGGUUACUAGCCGAGCCAUGGGUCAGGCCACUGGCACACAUAACCCAAAACCUACGGGGAGGAAUGCACGAGACCCUGAUGGACAAUAUUCUCUACACUUUGCGGUUGGCGCAAGAAUCGUGGGUGUCACGUUUCCCGACCGGUUUGCGGGACAGUGGUGCGUUGGAUAUCACGACGGCGAGAGAGGUAGUUUUCCCACAGAAAAGAUUACGCUGCAAAUGCCCGCCAAAGAAGAUGUUCUUAUGAAUGCUCGAAGCAGUCUAACAGCGAUUGCCAAAUGGGACUUCAAGCCUAAAGACGCGAAAGAUGGAGGCUGGUUGAAAUUCAGCAAGGGAGAUCGGCUGGUCUGUAUUGGCUAUACAUAUGUAGACCAGUGGUGCUGGUCUGGUCAGACGUCUAAGGGGAAAUGGGGACUCUUUCCUUCCUCCUUUGUGAAAGAUCUGAAAGAUAUGGCUUUGAUGCCGGACAGUCGGCCGACGACGGCAAGAUCGUCAUCGUCAAAAAGCGGUUUCGGCACUAUUAUGGGGAUGGGGAGGAAUAAAUCAAAGCAUGAGAGAAAUGGAAGUGUGAGGAGUGUUUCGAGUACUGGGAGUGGGAAUAUGAUGCAGCCGAUGCCGGUGGUGAAUACGGUGCGUUCCCAAGCUGAGCAAUGGGCUAGUUUGUAA